GGCGCCGGCCGCCGGGAGGAGCCGCGGCGCCCCUCUCUCGGGCGCCGAUGCGAGCGCCCAGAGGGCGAGGUCCCGCCGCAGGACGGUCGCCGCCGGUCCCGACGACGCCGUCGCCAGGGCCAGAUCUCCCGCGGGCACGGGCGGCGCGUCCGAGCCGGGUCAGGCUCCAGCGAGAUCACCUCUUCGGCGCCACACGGUGAACAGCGGGAACCACGUCGACAUAACAGCGGUGGGCAAACGCAGCAGUGGAAACCACGGCGACGUGAUGACGGCCUUGGAUACCCUGAAGGAACACAGGGACAAGCAGCCUCUAACGACCGUGGAGGAGCUGUGGGACAUGAUCAAGGGCGCUGACGGCCAUCUCCACAAGGACGUAGAAAUGAGCACGUUCGUCGAGCUCUUCGACACCGUGAGCGUGAUAGACGUCGGCCGCGCCCUCGCAAAGGUCGUCCCCUUCCGCAAGGGCGCGCUCGGCUACACCGUCGACAUGACCAAUGAUGAUGAUUUUGCGCGGCAUGGGAGAACACAACAAGGACGAGGUCCAGUGCCCGUCGGCCUCGCAGGAAAUGGACAGGAUGUGGUCCAUCCUCAAAGGCGGCGGCGAAGGGGCAGAGCAGGAGCAGAAGCGGCAGGAGCUGAAUCGGCAGCUGGUGUACCGUGUGGUGACCCUACAGGAUUUCAUGGUACUCUGCCGCUGCGGGAAGAUCAUUGACCCCACCUUCAAGGACACAAAGUCUGAGAGCCUUGCGAGUUUGUUCCUGCGGGUGCAUAAGAAGAUGCCGGAGCUGCUGGAGGCGCACGCGAGGAGGCGGCGACGGCUGGCCCCGAGGGUGCCCUCGAGACACGAGCAGGGGCUCGCAGGCCGGAACGAGAUGGAGGUCCUGAUGAGCGAGCUGUGGGCCCUGAAGCCGCUCGCCAGCAAGUACGCCGGGCCCUUUGACCUCAUCGCGCAAAUGCUCCAUCGGCAGCUCAGCGAGUCGUUCCUCGACAGUGCAAUCAAGGAGUCCGCCGCGAGGUCGGAGGCGGCCUCCGCGGCCGCCCCCCCGCCCGCCCGCAGGAACAGGAGUAAGGAAGCCGCCGAGCGUUCGGGGAUGCGCUUUUCGACCGCCACGGGCUCGUGAGUGGCCACCGGCUUGCAGCGCCAUCCUGCUUUGAUAUCCUGCACUUGUCUGUCUCGCUGUCCAGCUUUUCAUGGUGCUCUGGCCCAUGUCAGCUGCGCUUUUCCUGCGCGCAGAUCCCUCGGGCUGGCCGCGCGCAGUUCUCAGGAGACGCCCCUGUUUCACUCUCACGCUCUGUCGUUGUGGUGUCGGGCAUUCGGCGAGCGACGAGCGCAAACAGCGUUCCCGCACGAGCUUGGCCAGCGAUCCUACGCGGGCCGUCACUGAGGCCUGUGCGUCCCGGUUUCAAGUUGAUUCCCUUGCCUCCAAUUUAACCCGCGGUUCUGCCGCAGCGGAUUGUUAAAAAUACACCGCAUGCGAGAUGUUCGUUUCUGAAUGUGUUCCUGGUUUUCGCCUGGUCCAGCUUCUCAAGUGCCAGAUUCAGCGAAGCUGUGCACGUGCGAGCUGGAUACGCAGGCUGAUGUAGGAAAGAUGUAUAGACAGGUCUGGAGCCGAGGAUGUAGUACACGGUGAAGGGGGAUCCUUGCUCACUGUCUACUUCGUGUUCCUGCGCCCUCCCCCAAGAACGCGCAGCUGAAAUGCAAG
This is a messenger RNA of Prorocentrum cordatum, 1703 nucleotides long. Lineage: Eukaryota; Dinophyceae; Prorocentrales; Prorocentraceae. The record is from the annotation of a GenBank genome assembly.